Messenger RNA from Harpegnathos saltator (Jerdon's jumping ant), 742 nucleotides. RefSeq names its product chromatin complexes subunit BAP18. Lineage: Eukaryota; Metazoa; Arthropoda; Insecta; Hymenoptera; Formicidae. Gene Ontology annotation, cellular component: NURF complex; MLL1 complex. The record is from RefSeq and is a predicted model, not a curated record. Bases 61 to 558 code for a protein of 165 amino acids. The transcript has 4 exons.
UACAAGAUGGCGCUAAUAUGCCAAACUUUUGUCACACGUUGAAGUUGUGUAUAACAUCAAAUGCUCAACAUGAAUUCUGCGAGCAAGGUGGGUGAAAUUUUUACCGCUGCUGGUGCAGCCUUCAGUAAGCUGGGUGAACUCACAAUGCAACUACAUCCAGUUACAGACUCUCCAGCAGGUAAAUGGACUGACGACGAAAUUGAGAUGCUCCGUCACUCGGUGAAGACUUUCAGUGAGGACUUGAACAAAAUAAGCGACCACAUCAAGAGUCGGACGGUUUCGCAGAUCCGAACAACCCUGAAGAAGAAAGCGUUCGAGGAGGCUGGUGUGCCUAUCAGACAACAGAUAAUCCCUCCGACAGCAUCGCAGCAAUCGUUGGUUCAGCAGCAGCAGCUGUCAAAGCAACAAUCGGUAAAUCAGGCUCUGAUGGGAAAAUCGGCAGAUGUAACGCUGAACAUGUUAAACGCAUCCGAGACGGAAGUAGAUGUCGUAGGGCUCCCCGAAGAUUGUCAAGUGAAGCUGGAAUUUGAAGGCGCUACUGAGGAAGUCACUUCUUAACUAAACCAACUCGGCAACUCAUCAUCCAUCAUCACCGUUAUCAUCAUCGUUAUUCUCAUUUGUUCUUGCUAUUCACUAUUCAUUUUGUUAUUGACUGGCGAACAUGGUUUUAAGUAUUUUAGUUUUAAGUAUAUCGCUUAUGUGUAAGUUAGUAUAAGUUCUAUAAUAAAUGUAUAAAAACCAA